AUGUCGGUUCAAGCCCAAACCCCACGCAACAUCGAGGUUACUAAUGGAGAUCAACUUGAAGACGAACGAUGGGUUAUCGAAUCGAUUACCAAUGCCAAUGCCGCUCCCCCACCAACCGCACGAAUCCCUCUAGUACCAAGAAUGGUUAGAGCGGCACACGACUACGAGAAACACUUUUUUCCAAAGGUUGUUUCCAUUGGUCCGCACCAUUUUGGGAACUACAACCUUGAGUUGGUCGAGCAACUCAAGCCUGUUUUCACAAUGAAGCUUCUUUCUGAAAAGGAGACCCUAAGAAGUUUGUACAAAAAGCUUGGUGAUCCGGAAAUGGUGAAACAAUUAAGAAGCUUCUACGAAGAAAACUCGACAACCAUGUUGUCCAAUAAGGAGUUCACUAAGAUGAUGAUGCAAGACUCUUGCUUUAUUUUGUAUUACAUUCAAUACAUUUUUUGCGGAAAACCUGAAGAUUGUCCAGAGUUGAAAAGCCACCAGGUUGUGUUUGUUCAUCAAGAUUUUUUCUUGUUGGAGAACCAAAUUCCUUUCAAAGUUCUAAACGAGGUGAUCAACUUGUUGAAGAUUGAUAGUUCUAAUAAGUUUAAACCGUUCAUCUACGAAAAUAUUUUGUCAUCUGGGAAGUUGAAAAGAACGUGGUUAGAAUCAAUACUUCGUAUCCAAAAAAACCAAACUUGUCGAGAAGAACCAGACCUGGAGUUAACUGGCCACAAUGAACCAGAUCAUAUUCUCCAUCUUCUUCAUCGUACUAUUACAAAAGUUGAAUUUCGCGGGGGCAAUCUACAAAGCAGUUAUAGGUGCACUUUUCGCAAUGUUAAUGAGCUAGCGAAUGUAGGGGUUCAUUUCAAGCCGAGUAACACCAAGUCUUUGGCUCAUGUUAAGUUCUCUAAAAGAAGGUGGUGGUCAGCGAAUGUAGAACUCCCUCCAAUAACGGUGGAUGAUUCCACCAAGCCCAUGUUGUUAAACUUGAUAGCCUAUGAAAUGUGCUCAUGUGAUGCAAGUGAUGCAUGGGUCACAUCAUACAUAUGUCUUCUUGAUUCUCUUAUUGAUAACCCAGAGGAUGUUAAGGCACUUCGAAAAGCUGGUAUCCUUGAAAACUCGUUAGGGGGUGAUAACGAAGUCACAAAGUUGUUCAAUGAAAUUGGUACUGAUUUAGUUCCAAAUAGUUUUGCAUACAUGGAAGCUAAGAUGAAUAUACAAAAGCAUUAUGACAGUAGGAAGAACACACUCAUUUCCGAACUUAUGCAUGAAUACGUCAAGAGCCCGUGGGCAUUUUUGGCACUUCUUGGAGGUUUGAUAGCUCUUUUUCUUAGUGCUGUUCAAACUUGGUUUAGUAUUUGGAGUCCCGACAGCAAAUGUGAUGAACUUUGCCAGAUUUUGAAGAAGACCCAUCACCUAUGA
Molecule: messenger RNA, 1410 nt
Organism: Helianthus annuus (common sunflower)
Lineage: Eukaryota; Viridiplantae; Streptophyta; Magnoliopsida; Asterales; Asteraceae
Product: UPF0481 protein At3g47200
Exons: 1
Coding region: 1-1410 (469 amino acids)
Source: RefSeq, a predicted model, not a curated record